AUUUGAGGCAAUAAACACUUUGAGGAGUCUAAAGUAGGUGUGUUCAUCUCUUCACCAGCUCCUUCAACUCUUCGUUUUCUCACUAUCCACCACUUUUCCAUUUGCAGCAGCCACUCAUUUUUUCAGUACGUCCCUCCAAACCAAGGAUUGUUAGACAUGGCUUCUGGUGUGGCUGUAAGUGAUGAGGUAAUCAAGUGCUAUGACGAAAUUAGAGUCCGCUAUCAAGGUAGUGAGGAAAAGGAGCGGUUUAAACUAAUAAUAAUGCGCUUAAGUGAAGACCAAAAGAGCAUUGUCGUGGACCACAAAUCCACACUGAAGGUCAAAGACAUUGUGAAUGAAAAAAAUGUCUUUGAAAAGAUUGUCAGCAUGCUGCCCCUGACAGACUGUUGCUACGCCCUGUAUGACUGCAAAUAUGAGACCAAGGAUAGUCAAAAGGAGGACCUGGUUUUCAUCAUGUGGGCUCCAGAUAAUGCAUCCAUAAAAAAGAAAUUGCUCUAUGCAAGCUCAAAGGCUGCUUUGAAGAACAAACUACAAGGACUGAAGUUUGAAUGGCAGGUGAAUGACAAUGCAGACAAGCAAAUGUCAGUUCUUGUGGACAAGCUGGGUGGAAGCCGCAUUGUUACGUCUUUAGAGGGAAUAAAUGUUUAAAGCCACAAAACAAAACACCAAAUCCUCUUAAACUUUAAAUUGGAUCAUCUUUAUAGAUAAAAUUAUUUGGGCAAUAUAAAUGCUUUUUAAUAUAAAAAGUGCUGUGUUUUUUUUUAUAUAAAGAUGGUUUCAUUUUUGCACACUGGAAAUGUUACAUAUGUCAUACCUUCAUGCUUCAUUGUAUAGAGAAAAAAACCCUUCGAAAUAAUCAAUUUUAUCCUUUUUAAAUUAUAUAAAUUGAAAUCUUACACUAUUGUUUUUGAACACUAUAUCACAAGCAUUUAAAGAUUAAAGAUUAAAUAAACAGUUUUGGAAACCCA
Messenger RNA from Ictalurus punctatus (channel catfish), 968 nucleotides. RefSeq names its product cofilin 1 (non-muscle), like (gene cfl1l). Gene Ontology annotation, cellular component: cytoplasm; actin cytoskeleton; actin cortical patch. Gene Ontology annotation, biological process: actin filament severing; cell motility; actin filament fragmentation. The record is from RefSeq and is a predicted model, not a curated record. The coding region runs from base 157 to 648 and encodes 163 amino acids. Lineage: Eukaryota; Metazoa; Chordata; Actinopteri; Siluriformes; Ictaluridae. Gene Ontology annotation, molecular function: actin filament binding. The transcript is spliced from 4 exons.